AUGGAAGUUAUCAAAGUGAUGCUUUGGUAUAGUGGAUUAUUAGAUUUUAGUUUUGAUCAACCUCAGUCUGAACCAUACUUUGAGCUAGUAGAGUAUGCAAUGGAAAUGGAUGCUAUAAAACUAGGGAUUUUUACAUGUAAGGCCGUACUUGAAGAACCAAUUACUGUACAACACGCUGCAUGGGCAUUUGAUUUGGAUAAGGAGACUAAUGUUCAAAAGGGUGUAGUGGAAGAACCAGUUGGUCAGGAUAAGGAGCAUAGUGUUCAAGAGGAUGUAGUGAAAGAACCAGUUGGUCAAGAUAAGGUGCCUAGUGUUCAAGAGGGUGCAGAGGAAGAAGUGUUCGGUUUGGAUAAGGAAACUGCAGAAGAGUCAAGCUCUGAUGAUGAGGAGGGUUUUUUUGAGGAGGGUAAUGAUGAUGAGUUUCAGGAUGAAGUAAUUGGGUCAGAGUCAAACAGGGAAGAUGUUGAAUGGAGACAGUCACAAGAUGCCAUUAAACAAGCUACGAAGGAUGAAGUUGCAGCUACAAAGAAGUUAGUUGAAGAGUGUAUUAAACCUAAUGAAAAAGAAGUUAAAUUGCAUGAAUCUAAUGAUGUAGGGUAUGCACAUAUAGAGGGAUAUAGUAGUUAUGAGGAAUCUGAUGGUGACAUUGCCACACCUGGUGAUAGUGAAGAUGAUGAUGUCAGAGGUAAAAAGUACAAAGAAACUGCUCCAAGUUUGAACAGACUAACUAGAAGAAGUUUACUUGGAAAGUUGGAACAAGGAUUGCUUCAAGGGAUGCUUUUAAAGAGGCAGUGA
Messenger RNA from Helianthus annuus (common sunflower), 795 nucleotides. RefSeq lists its product as uncharacterized. Lineage: Eukaryota; Viridiplantae; Streptophyta; Magnoliopsida; Asterales; Asteraceae. The coding region runs from base 1 to 795 and encodes 264 amino acids. The record is from RefSeq and is a predicted model, not a curated record. The transcript is spliced from 3 exons.